AUGGUAUGGAUCCAUGGUGGUGCACUGGUUGCAGAAAUGGCUUCCGUGACUGAUGGAUCCAAACUGGCAGCUACUGAGAAUAUAGUAAUUGUUGCUAUCCAGUAUCGCUUGGGUGUUCUUGGCUUCUUCAGUUCCUGCCACUUCACAGCCAGAGGCAACUGGGGCUACUUGGACCAUGUGGCUGCUCUACAGUGGGUCCAGCAGAAUGUUGCCUACUUCAGAGGUAACCCUGGCCGGGUCACUAUUUUUGGAGUGUCAGCAGGAGGAACAAGUAUGUCUUCACUUGUUGUGUCCCCCAUGUCCAAAGGACUCUUCCAUGGAGCCAUUAUGCAGAGUGGAGUGGCCCUGCUGCCUGACCUAAUCUCUGAGAAGUCUGAGGUGGUCUACACAACAGUGGCCAAACUAUCAGGAUGUGAGGCCAAGGACUCAGAAGCCCUGGUACACUGUCUACAAGACAAGACUGAAGAAGAGAUUCUGGCUAUCAACCAGGUCUUCACUAUGAUCCCUGCUGUGGUGGAUGGGACGUUCCUACCUGGGUACCCUCUGGAUCUAUUGGCCUCUGUGGAUUUUCACCCUGUCCCCAGCAUCACUGGUGUAGACAGUGAUGAGUAUGGCUGGGGAGUCCCCUUGUUCAUGGGCCUUGAUCAUGUCAUAAAGAACAUAACCAGAGAGACCCUGCCAGCUUUUCUGAAGAGCAGAGCAGCACACAUGACUCCUGAAUGUGGUGAUCUGGUAAUGGAAGAAUACAUGGAGGACAAUGAGGAUCCCCAUACCCUCCAAGCACAGUUCAGGGACAUGAUGGAGGACUUCAUGUUUGCUAUCCCUACACUCCAAGUAGCAAAUUUUCAGUGUUCCCAUGCUCCUAUCUACUUCUAUGAGUUCCAGCACUAGACAAGCUACAUCAAGCCUGUCAGGCCAUCACACGUGAGGGCUGACCAUGGUGAUCACCUUCCCUUUGUCUUUGGCUCCUACCUUUGGGGCAAGAAACUUGAAUUCACUGAGGCGAAGCUGCUGAAUAGGAGGAUGAUGAAGUACUGGGUCAACUUUGCAAGACAUGGGAACCCCAACAGUGAAGGUCUACCAUACUGGCCUGAGAUGGUCCAUGAUGAGCAGUACCUGCAUCUGGACAUCCAGCCUACUGUGAGCAGAGCCCUGAAAGCCAGAAGGCUGCAGUUCUGGACAAAGACUCUGCCCCAGAAGAUCCAGGAGCUAAAGGGGGCUCAGGACAAGCACACAGAGCUUUAAUGCCCUGAGACAAGAAAGGUUGUGGGGUUGAGGGCAGAUGAGGACAUCCUGAGGUUACAAAAUACAUAUAUUUAUCUUUGCUUAUUCCAGCAUUCACAUAAUUAUUUUUAACCUCAGGAUUUAGCUUUCAAUCGUGUAUUGCCAACCCUGUGUGUUACUCCUUAUCCUUCUGGACACAUUUUAUAAAAAUCAAUAAACACUCUCCUACAUUUUUGGAUGUGUGAGC
Messenger RNA from Mesocricetus auratus (golden hamster), 1471 nucleotides. RefSeq names its product liver carboxylesterase-like. Lineage: Eukaryota; Metazoa; Chordata; Mammalia; Rodentia; Cricetidae. Gene Ontology annotation, molecular function: carboxylic ester hydrolase activity. The transcript has 9 exons. The record is from RefSeq and is a predicted model, not a curated record. Gene Ontology annotation, cellular component: intracellular membrane-bounded organelle.